Molecule: messenger RNA, 3732 nt
Organism: Plenodomus lingam JN3
Lineage: Eukaryota; Fungi; Ascomycota; Dothideomycetes; Pleosporales; Leptosphaeriaceae
Biological process (GO): transmembrane transport; protein localization to ciliary inversin compartment; metal ion transport
Cellular component (GO): ciliary inversin compartment; membrane
Molecular function (GO): metal ion transmembrane transporter activity; protein binding
Source: RefSeq, a predicted model, not a curated record
AUGGGCCGUUCCCCUUCACGAUCCAGCGACGGCGCAGAUGCUGCAAACGCCCGCGUCGAGCCACGCCUACUCAAAGCCAUCGAGGACAAGAAACUCGAAGAUGCCGUCGCAAUUAUCGAGAACGCAAAAGCGAAGUCGCAGCCGACCGACCAUCUCUUGCGCAUAGGAUUAAUGCGCGCAGCCGAACGCGGAAACAUUGAAAUCACCGAAUACCUGCUGAAAAAUGGCGCGAAGCCAGAUGGAGGCCCGGGGGGCAGGGUUUCGCCCUUGUUCAAGGCGAUUGAGAAGAAUCAGGUCGGGAUUGUGCAGUUGCUCCUGAGGUUUGGCGGAAAUGUAGACGCGCAGGAUAAGCAGGGAAGAACUGCGCUCAUGACGGCUGCCUGGAAGAAUCACUUCCACAUUAUGAAUGAGCUCCUGAGGUGCAACGCAGAUGUCAACAAGAAAGAUCACACCGGACGGAACGUUCUACACAAUCUAGCGGCAGACAAGCAUUGCAAUUGGGGUCGCGACGUUAUUGCGGAGUUGCUGAAGACGAACAUUGCGAUCGAUGGAGAAGAAGGCCAAGACGAGCAGAAGAGGAGUCCUCUGCAUUGGGCCGCCAGCACGGGCAAGAAAGAGCUCUGCGAGAUGCUCCUGAGGAGAACAAAGCUACCUCGGGCGAAUAUAAAUGCAAUGGAAAUCAGACAGAAGACGCCCAUGCAUCUAGCUGCUGCGCACGGAAGGGACGAUAUCGUGGAGCUGCUACUUCUAUACGGCGCAAACGUCAUGGCAAAGAGUGAUGGCAAAUGGACCGCCUUGCACAAUGCUUGCGAACAAGGCAGUGUAAAGGUUCUCCAGAUUCUCAUUCUUGCAGGCGCAGACAUCAACGCGCGGUUAUUAAAUGGGAUGACACCGCUGCAUGUUGCGGCACAAGCCGGUCAUCUAGACAUUGUCAAAUGCCUGCUCGAGAAGAAAGAGAUCAAGCGCGCAGCGAAAGAUUCUUUUGGCAUCACUCCAUUCUUACGCGCUGCGCAAAGCAAGAAGCCAGCCCGCAAGGACAUCAUUAACAUCUUGGCACCGCACAACCAGGUCGAGGCGCUGAGUGAAGACGCGCUUGGAGCUGCCAACGGAUUCCAUGCUACAAUGGUGGAUUUUGGUAAUUACCAUAAUGAGAAUAAAGUCACUCGCAGGACAGUAUUCGAACUGCUCUACGCUCGAGACCCCAUCAAUCCAAGGAAGCCAGCAGUUUCUAUUCUACCGAAAGAUUCAAAGGCAACAAACUUCAGAUGGAUACAUUUGCCAGCAAACAACAUGGCCUGGGUGGAAGCACUCUUGACCAAGGCUUUCAUUGAAGAGGGGGCAAAUGAUGUCGACGGAUUCAAAGCCCUUGAAAGGUCAUUCGGUCAUCAGCAUCGUGGACAGCAGAUCCAUUCGCACUUCAUGAGGCCCAUGUGUCAAGGCGUUCCUCGUGCUCCCAAGCAUCAUGAUGAUUCGGACCUCUCUGAUGGUACUGAGAAGGGGCCACCAACAAUCGUUGUGAGCAGUGGCACAGGACUAGGUAUUGAUGUAGCUGGUGCAUCUGAAGGACCUUCACCUCAUGUACCCCGCACGCCUGUGCGGACAGGCACGGCGAGUACAGAGCAGACCGACUGGACAACCGGAUCAGGGUCGGGAACACUGCCUGGUAAAGACGGAAAAGGAAAAUCCAAGAACAAGCCUAAGAAGAUAGCACAAUGGGGUGGAUCUAGGCCCGCAGGGAAACGAACAGGUGGUACAGACACACCACCAUCACGGCGUCCUGAUAGUCAGAUGCACCGUACGGGGACCAGCUCUUCGCUGAACAAUAGUGGGAAUCUUCGGUCGCCCGGUAGUCCUGGACGAAAGGAAUCAAUGCCAUCGACAAAAGGCAACAUUUUCUCCUUCAUGCCAUACCUCCAUUUCGAAACAGAUCGCCAACGUCAAGAGAUGCAGAAUGCAAUCCUGCAAGCACAGCUGCUCAAAGAACGCGAAAGGAAUGAAGAACGCAUUCUCAAACCGGUGAUCCAGCGAGCCUCGACGUAUGACGAAAUGCUACUGAGAGCCCAUCUGACCUCCUCACAAGCUUCACUUCACGUGCGGCGUACGCUUGAUCAAUUUUUCUAUCACAACAUUGACACGCAGUCUCGCGACCGUGAUCAGGUAGUGUACCGCUAUCAGAACAAGUCCUCUGGCCAGCGGAACGGGGAUGAAAAGAUAUUCAUGGUCGACACGCUAUGGCUCUGGACACUUGGUAAGGAUCUCAUCGUGACUGCCUUCCCUCAACGUUGGCAGCAGCCGCGCAACGACCCACUCAAUGUUCUUGAUGGCGUCAUUGAAGACAUCAACAGCAAGACUGGAGAAUCAGUGAAAAGUGUAUAUGACCUCGCGAUGAUUAUUACAAGUCGGUGUAGCGGGAUGUUCGACAGGCAUCGAAUCGGAGAUGAAGACUAUCAAUUUCUCGAUAUGUUUGAGGCCACCAUUGGCGAUGCCACAGAGAUGGAAACAAAGCUCUUUGAUGAGUUCAACACUGCUUCGCGUCAGGCAUCAGCGUGGCUGCAGCAUCACAGGCGCGCAAGUCGUUUCUCACGCCAUUUAGAAGCUGAAGGCAGGCAGCGCGAGCAUCUGAACCGUAGGAACACAGCACAUCACUCGCAUGAUCAUGCCUUACUGGAUCCCCCAAUUCUAGAAGAGCAAUUUAGCUACGAUGACACGGACCGCACAGCUUCUCAUGCACCCCUAUUCGUUGACAAGCUGCUGGACAUAGGCGCCGAGACAGAUCUUCUGCGAGAGACCAAAGAUAUCCGCGAUGAGCUGAACAUGAUUGCAAAAGUUUUAGAUGACCAGCGCAAUGUCAUUCCAGACAUGGAAGCAAGCAUCCUGGACAUCUAUCAUAAAGAACACAGAAGUCAACAAGAUCUCAAGAGGAGGUUCAAAGACAUGGUAAAGACGAUUGAAACUCAUAUCAAAGACUUGGACCGCAUGGACAAGCAAGCUGAGCGCAUCUACAAAUCCAUCACUGAUCUCUUGGACCUGAAGCAAAAGCAUGCCAACGCAUUCGAGGCCAGGUUUGCACGCGACCAAGCUGCUGCGACUGCGGAACAGGGUCAGACCAUACAGAUCUUCACAAUCGUAACCAUCAUCUUCCUCCCCUUAUCCUUUAUUGCGGCCAUGAUGGCCAUCAAUAUCCGAGAAUUCCCACAUCGAGAAGGCAGCGAUGAGCCUUCGCUCCCACUCUCCUUUGUCAGCAAAUGGGUGUUUGGAUUUGGUUUAGCCUUCAGCAUCCCCUUCAUCGUAAUCGCCCUUUCCUUUGACGCCAUAAGCGAUUUCUUCCGUGAAGUGCGUCGUCGGUUUCGCGACCGCAGAGCGAAGCAAAACCACAGUCAGCCAGGCAAAGACGUCAUCACCGACGACAACACCUCCACCAAAAUCGAGUACGGAAUCGACAUUGGUGCCCUCGACCAAGUCCUCAGCACUGGAAGAAGUACAACCGUACGUUAUGGCGGUCGACGCAGUAUCGAAAGCUAUCUUGGCAGUGCACGCUGGACAGAGGGCGGUUCCAUUCUUCCCGUCACGAGUCACAGCACAGCGAGGGCGGUGGACAGUACGCUGCCGGCUCUUGGCACGAAUACAAGCGGCAAGGUGACGGUUGCGGGCAGAUUGAGCUUGGAGAGGCCGGCGCCGAGGAUUAGCACGGGCUUUCGGAUGAGGGCAAGUGCGGAUCUGGAACGCGCUUAG